Parnassius mnemosyne (clouded apollo) is the source of this 459-nucleotide messenger RNA. Lineage: Eukaryota; Metazoa; Arthropoda; Insecta; Lepidoptera; Papilionidae. The record is from the annotation of a GenBank genome assembly.
AUGAAAUUAGAUGUGUCAGAGAAAACUAUAACGAGAAUUACAAAAGAAGGUAUAACAGCGGCGAGUACUUCGAAAAAAAUUGUCACCCCGGGGAAGAGUCGCUCGCAUCCGAAAAAGUUCGACUUAGACGGGUUCGAUUUGUGUGCUAUCCGGCAAAAAAUUCACAGUUUUUACGUUGUGCAUAAAGAAUUACCAACUUUGGCUAAAUUACGAGCAGCUCUUAGAGAAGACAUCAAUUUUCAGGGAAGCAUCACAACUUUGCACAGGAUAUUAAAUAGGAUUGGUUUCAAGUACAAGCGAUGUCAAUCCAGACGCGAGCUACUUAUGGAACGUCACGACAUUACCGCAUGGCGUGCAAGAUAUUUGGAUAAAAUACGAAUAAAUCGCACUGUGGAAAAACGACCCGUUGUAUACUUAGAUGAGACCUAUAUACACAAUACUUAUCAUAUAAAAAGUUGA